Molecule: messenger RNA, 2396 nt
Organism: Musca domestica (house fly)
Lineage: Eukaryota; Metazoa; Arthropoda; Insecta; Diptera; Muscidae
Gene: Trmt6
Product: tRNA (adenine(58)-N(1))-methyltransferase non-catalytic subunit TRM6
Exons: 2
Coding region: 122-1435 (437 amino acids)
Biological process (GO): tRNA methylation
Cellular component (GO): tRNA (m1A) methyltransferase complex; nucleus
Source: RefSeq, a predicted model, not a curated record
AUGAUUAGCAAACAAUUUGCUAUCGAUUCUUUGUGCGUUUAAUGCAAAGCGUGGGUCGGUUGGUAAAUUGUUAAUUAAUUGCGGGCAACAUUUCCAUUCGUUUUAACUGAAUAUACUGAAAAUGACGAGCAUAGAGGAGCAACCAAAAAUUAAACUUGGAGACUAUAUUGUAAUACAACGACAGAAAUAUACAAAAUUACAAAAAUUUGGUAAUCUGGAUGCAACAGCAACUUUGGGAAAAGAGCUGCUUGAGCUAAAGGGCCUACUGGAUCAACCAUAUGGAGCCACAUUUAGAAUGUGCCCUAAGGAGGAAUUGGGUAAAAGUCACCGAGGACGCCAAAGGCUGCAUGCUUUGGAGCUGUGCAAUGAACUAGAAAUGAGAAAUAUUCGUGAAGUAUUGGGCAUAUCUCAAAGCGGUGACGAUAACCGAAACAUAAAGGAUGACGGUGACUCCCAAGCUCUCAAAUCUGAAGAUAUAGAACAACUACGAGACGAAUGUAAGGAGAGUACGAAGAUAAUAGAAAAAAUUGUGGAAAAUUCCAAGACAUUCCACUCGAAAACGGAAUAUUCCCAAGAAAAAUACUUGAAAAAGAAAGAAAAGAAAUAUUUCGAAUUUGUCCAGAUCAGACAACCCACAAUACGUUUAAUCACUGAAAUGUAUUACAGACAAGAUGCUGAAAAAGUUAUGGGCAUACGGGUCGAUACUCUGUCACAAAUGAUAUCCUACUCUGGAGUUUCAGCGUUCGGAAAUUAUUUGCUGUACGACAGUGGAUCUAAUGGAUUGUUGCCAGCUGCUUUUCUUAACUCCAUUGGAGCUGAUACUGAGGCAACAAUGGUACAUAUGCACCCGGGAAAUAUCCCACAAAAGCAGGCCUUGUUAGCGCUUAACUUACCAGACGAGCAAACAAAUAGAUGUAUAUCUGUUAACAUUUACUCCGUCUUGAGAGAAUUUUAUCAAGGAACAGAAGAAACCAACUCUGAAAUAGUUGUUGCAGAACCAAGCACUAAAAAACAAAAAUUGAACGAAGUUGAAGACAAUGACGUUAUAGGUAGCGAAACGACUAAAGAAGAGAGACAAUCAGAACCCGCUACUAAGACGACACUUCAAAAAUGGCAAAUAGAAAAUCGUAGGGCAGUUAAUUUAAUGCACAACAAAUUCGACUCCCUAGUUAUUGCAUCCAAGGAACACCCUGCCAAUUUGGUGAAGGAACUAUUGCCCUUUGUAAAGCCGUCGCGGCCAGUUGUGAUUUUCAGUUUAUGCAAGGAAGUAUUAAUGGAAUUGUAUGUUGAAUUAAAGACGUCCUCAAAAGUGACCAAUUUGCACUUAACAUCCAAUUGGUUGCGUAUGUACCAAAUUUUACCAAAUCGCACGCAUCCUGAAGUUAAUAUGAAUGCCAAUAGUGGUUAUUUACUAACUGGUUAUACACUUGGUUGAAUAAACAAAAAUAAAAAAAUCCUGAUCGUUAUUUUUCCACCUCUUAGGAGCAAAGUGACAGUGCUAGGUCGAGUAAAACUCGGAUUGAUACGACGUGACCAAAACUUGGUUAUACGGAUAUUGUUUUUACUUUAAUAUGGUAAAAUUACUAGAAGUUGGUAUCAACCCAAAACUGUUUUGACUUUACUGGAAUACCAGUGUCAAAUUUGAUAUGAUUAACAUUAGGUAGAACCUUUGCCGAUAAUAGUUAAAGAUUUUUGGUCAUAAUAUUUUGUUGUUUGGUUAUUAAAUUUAAAUUUCUCCAAAGAAAACAAAUUUUAACAUAAACAUUGGCUGCAGUAAUUUUUGUUUGCAAACAAAUUUGAAUACAAUUUUAUACCCCAUGUCAUGUCCGUCCAUGUAUUUUUGUAAUUAAAGCUCGGGACACAUUUAUUAUCCAAUUUAUACAAAUCUUUAAAAAAUGUUUUUUUUUUUGCACAAGGACGAAUCCUUUUUAUAUUCGCUUUAGCUUUGGAUAUUACUCCCAUUGUAAGAAAAAGUGCCUACUGCAUGUUAAGCCAAAAAGAAAAAAAUUGAAAUUGAUUAUGUGCUUCUCUGCUCUCAUUGUACCACGAUUCCAUCAAAUUUCACCCUUUCUAAAGUCGUAAUACGCAUUCAAUAGUGAUCAUAGUUUGUAUAAUUUACCGCAUACUACAAUCGUCCUUUUCACACUGGGGCCAGACCCUCACUUUCGAUAUAGAACAAAUCGGUAACUUUCAAAAUCAAAAUUUUAAUACAAAAGGUAGGUCAAUAGGUCUUAGCGACUACUUUAUAUUCGUCGCUAAAAUACCAACGAAUUUCAUUAUUUUCUGCAAUAUAAGAAAUUUAAAAAUUUCUAUUACGUGGUUAAUUCUGUCUUCAGUAAUUACAGAAUUGUACUACAGGUUUCCAAUUCAAUUACAUGUAUUAAAAUUUUUAUGUU